CGGUAAGUUGUUUUUGUGUUGUUAAUCAUCUUGUGGUUUAAACGCUAUUUUUAAUUGUUUGUAUGUGAAUAUCUUCGUAUUUUCAACUUAUAGAAUGAUAUAAAACACGUAUUUUAGUUAAGUGUGUCCUAUACAAGAAAAUCAUUAAGAGAUUGAAGUAAAGAGACAUGUCUCAAGUUACUAGCCCACUAAAAAGACCUCAGCUGAGAGGUUUACUACACAGCGCAAUUAAAAGGAACUUAAUCAUCAUAGGCGUAACUCUAGUCACUGCAGGAACGGCAUUUCAAAUCUUCCACAACGAUGCGAGAAAACAAAAAUACGCCGAGUUUUACAAGAACUACGACAUUGACAAGGAAUGCGAAGAAAUACGUAAAAAGGGUUUAUUUGAUUCGUGCCCUUCCGACUAAAGAAGUCCCAUAGAAAGCCAGUAUCAGUACAGUAUUUUUCAUAGUCCAUUUCUCUUAUUUCUUGUAGAAAUUUAAUAAAAUUACUAUUUAUUAAGAAAAAA
This is a messenger RNA of Sitophilus oryzae (rice weevil), 508 nucleotides long. RefSeq names its product cytochrome c oxidase subunit 6C (gene cype). The record is from RefSeq and is a predicted model, not a curated record. The transcript is spliced from 3 exons. The coding region runs from base 168 to 407 and encodes 79 amino acids. Lineage: Eukaryota; Metazoa; Arthropoda; Insecta; Coleoptera; Curculionidae.